GUACAGAUACUCGACUGAGGAAAUGGCCGUGCGCUUUCUGUCCGCAACGAGAAGAAAUCCGAUCGAUCUGUGCAGGUUAACACCAAGUGCGGUCACCAGGUCUGCCGUAGGCCUCUUUAGCACUGCGGCAGAGCAGCGUAGUGCUGGUGACGACUGCCAUGGUGAAGACAGAGAUGACGACCACAGUCAUGCCGUCACACACGUCCGGACCCUUGAGAUGAGAGCCAGAAAACUGGAGGAGCAGGUUCACGACCUCACCGAGCGAUACAAGCGAGCCGUUGCAGACUCAGACAAUGUUAGAAGAAGAACACAGAAAUUUGUAGAGGACGCCAAAUUGUUUGGGAUUCAGAGUUUCUGCCGUGACCUGGUAGAAGUGGCAGACCUUCUGGAGAAGAACUUGACGGUUGAGGAGAGCGAUGGAGCACAGCAGCUGGCACAAUACCUGGCACACAUUCAAGAGCGGCUGCAGGACAUCUUCACCAAGCACGGACUGGAGAAGAUGACCCCUGUGGGAACCACAUAUGACCCCUAUCAGCACGAAAUCGUCUGCCAUACUCCAGCCGAGGGAGCGGAGCCUGGAACCAUCGCCAUGGUCAAGCAAGACGGUUACAUGCUUCACGGACGCACCAUUCGCCAUGCCCUCGUGGGUAUCGCUGUCAAAACUCAAGAGCGGUGACAGGACUUUUGUUCACUUCUUGUCCCGCUAAUGUUUUUGUACACUCAUAGUUUGUACGAUGCUAUUGUUCUUACAUCUCUAGACGACUACAUGUUUGACUUACUCUUUGAAGUAAUGGUUAUUUAUAUGUAUUUAUAAAUGUUUUGUUGUUGUUGUAAGCUUCUACACCAGUUUUUGUUUUGAACCCCAUAUUUACACAAUGUCCAGUGCCCAUUUAAUGUCUGGAAAGGUUGUUUUUUUGUGUGUUGCAGUGUUAAAUUGACCCGGGAAAUGCACUUUACGCCUUUAUUAUAGUGGAUUCUGUAUGUGAUACUAGUUUAGAGGGAAAAGCAGCAUAUGAGAUUGGUGAGAAUAUUAGUAAACACUACAGUUUGAUGAUGUGUGUUUAACAACAGUUGAGGAUUUGGUUAUGAAUUAACAAUGAACAAUCAUGUUUAAGGCGUUUGUUCAUCAUGGUAAUGUUUAGUAGAUGUAUAUCUAAUUAGUUCAUUGUCCAUGAUAUUGGUAAAUGCUGUAAACCUUUAGCAAACGUUUAGUUCAUGGUCACUAAUGUUAAUGCAUAUAGCAUUAUUGUAACCUUUCCAGAAAGUUGUUGAAUGUGUAAAGUGUUGAAGGCCACCAGUAUCCAAAACAAAAGACAAACGUUUUCUCUUUUGGACGGGAGAAAUGCACAUUAUAAAUAGAUAUGCAUCCAAAGUGCAAAUGAGCUUCGUGCUAUUUGGGAGAUAAAGUGAACAUAAAAAAUAUUUAUGUAUUUAUUCUGUUUGAAAUAGUUUGCCCUGAUAGUUUACAUAUUUUUUGUAGCUUAGAAGAAGAACUGAAACUGUAAUCUAUUUACAUUUUCAUUUAAGCUGAGUUUUUACUCAUGCAAUUUUUUUUUGUAAAUGAUGGAAACUCUUUAGUUUUGAGUGGAUGUGUGAGGCUGAUGACUGAAUAAAAGUCUUUUCUUUUCGUUUGUUCA
Molecule: messenger RNA, 1637 nt
Organism: Danio rerio (zebrafish)
Lineage: Eukaryota; Metazoa; Chordata; Actinopteri; Cypriniformes; Danionidae
Gene: grpel2
Product: GrpE-like 2, mitochondrial
Biological process (GO): protein folding
Molecular function (GO): protein-folding chaperone binding; adenyl-nucleotide exchange factor activity; protein homodimerization activity
Source: RefSeq, marked validated